GCAAGACAAACUCAUACUCGCAUAUGUGUUGGCAAACCGUUUUAGGUAAAGCGUAACCGGUGUCGGAGGCAUCUAGAUUUGGUUGAUUACAGGUUGACUUACCCUACUCUCUACAGACAUCCGUCGCAAGCUUUCACUGCUGUUAAGCCUUACGUAUACGAAUGGGUAACCAGCAGAGCUCAGCUCCGCCGCCCAGCGCCCCAUCGACUGCUCCGGCAGCGAGCGCUGCGGCUGCUGCACCUAGCACGCCAGUUGAGGAUGCGGCCUCCUGUCCAGUAAACCCGAAAUAUAAGAACCCGGCAGUAUACAAUGUCUACGGUCAGCGAAUCAACGACCCAAACAGCCAAUCACCCAAGAGCCCACUAGCAUCAAUACAGGGCGCUGAUAUGCUUGACCCAAAGAACAACAUGCCCUUGGAGCCGAACCAGCUACCCUGUCCUGGACAGCGUAAACCACUGUCCACGGAGCGUGUUGCUUCCAACAUCCCCAAGGGCGGCACGGAGAGCACUUGGCUCUUCCCAUCUCCACAGAUGGUGUUCAACGCCCUGCGGCGCAAGGGCAAGGGUGAAGACAUCAGCGAGGAUGACAUGGACGGGUUCAUCGCCGCACACAACAGCAUGAACGAGGCCACCUGGCAGCGGGUGAUGCAGUGGGAGACGCUGCACCGCCAGGAGUGCGACUACCCCACCCUGCUGCGCUUCCAGGGGAAGCCACAUGACCUCAGCCCGCUGGCCUGGGUCCGCAACGUGUUGGGUGGCCCCGCGCCCUUCGACCGCCACGACUGGAUCAUCGACCGCUGCGGGAGGGAGGUGCGCUACAUCAUCGACUUUUACUUCUACGAUGACAAGGCGGGCACGCCGCAGGCUUUCGAGAUCGUGGCCCGACCCGCGCUUGACUCGGUGGAUGCGGCGCUGGACCGCGUCAAGAUGAACAUCUACCUCAAGUUCGCGGAGUGGGGGCUGCCCUGCCCCAUCACCGGCCACCCCAGCGGCAACGUGGCAGGGCAGCAGGAGCAGCAGCAGCCGGCGGUGGGGGAGAAGGCCUAAUGGGAUGCUAGAGGCUAGGGGGGGGUCAACAGCUUGGGUGCGAGGGGGUGCCUGGGGGUGUUAUUGGGGAGAAUGGGGACAUUGUAGGCGGUUUUGGGAAGAGGAUGGUUCUGGUGAUGGUGGUGGUGUUAUGGUAGCGAUGAAUGGCGAUUAGGGUAGGGCCGCUAGGUGGAUGAGGCGUGUAUCCCUUAGGUGGCAACGCAUUUUCGUGAGGUUUAUUUCGUGUCAGGUUUGCAUUCGUGCCACGGUGCAUCCCAUGUGCGCUGCACCGUUUCAUGGCUGGUGGCGCGUGAUAUCAACAAGCUAUGUGCGCGGCUCUCGCAGCACUGAACGGCUGCAGAGCAGCGCAUAAGAUUUAUAUAGGGCUUUCAUUCCACUCUUGCUUUUGCUAGGCUAUAUAGGCUAGGAGUUCACGACAUGAAGCAACUUGGGGUUCCGGAGCUCCGCAUGAAAGGUAGAUUGACAUGACGAUGAGCUGCGCUGCCUUUAGCAGUGGGCCUAAACAUGUGGGAUGUCGGUUUGCAGGGGCUUUUGCCAUCUUUGGUUUUUGUGUUACGGCGCUGCGCAUGCCUCUGUGUGACGUGAUUCCGUCUGGCCCCUGUAGGGGAGCGCAUCUGGUACGGUUUUGCAGGUAGGGU
This is a messenger RNA of Astrephomene gubernaculifera, 1684 nucleotides long. NCBI's taxonomy places the organism in Eukaryota, Viridiplantae, Chlorophyta, Chlorophyceae, Chlamydomonadales, Astrephomenaceae. The record is from the annotation of a GenBank genome assembly.